AGAGAUCGAGAGAGUACGAGAAACGCUUCCCGCUCCUUUAAUUUAUGGCGCCAAACGAAAGAAAAAAGAAUCCAAAUCCGGAACCAAAACCAAAUCUCAUCUUUUUUUCUUUUCUUAGUUUGUGUGAUUUCCGCCAUUUUCAAAUACCCCCAAAUAUCCUUCUUUUGAACGAAGCUAUUGUUAGGGGGCCGAAAAUACCAUCAGAAACGGAGAGAUGUUCGGAAGAGUAAGAGCGUCACCGUCGCCGUCGUCAGUUGACUGCUUCGACACUCCGCCUUCCAAGAUCAUCAAGGACGAUUCCCUCUCCAUCUAUGAGACUACACUGAUGAGGCUUAAACUAGGUUCCCAACGUCACCUGAUCCCACAGCCGACGACGGCGGCUGAUUUAACCGAUUGCGCUUCUGGGACUGUUCCAAGCAAUACGAACUCCGAUGAUGAAUCGAUGGUGAUUGACACGGAUUGUUCUCCUGUGAGUGUUUCAUAUACUUCAAGUGAUUUUCAAUCAACGAGUAACUUCAAUUCUCAGCAAGGAAGUAACGGUACGUCGAUUCGCUACUUGUUUUCCAAAUUUAGGGAUCAUCAACGCGUUUCAACGAUUAGUGAUCAAACAAUGAUGAUAGAAUCGAUUGGUUCUACGAGUUUUUUGGGUUCAAUUGAGUAUCAAUCUUUGAGCAGUGGGAAAAGAUCAAGGGAAAACCAUGAAUCUAGCACUAGCACUAGCACUAGCACAAGCAAUGGAAGUACUAUUAUAUGAUUGAAUUUGUUUCAAUGAAGGGCUUAGAUUUUGCUUAUUUGUUGGGUUUAGAAACCUUGUGAAUUCUUUGUAUUACGGGUAUGUUUAAUUUUUUUAAACAUUUGAAGGGUUAUAUUUUAUAUCCGUACGAAUAUUUAUCAAAACAAUAUAAUUGAGGCU
Gossypium arboreum is the source of this 913-nucleotide messenger RNA. RefSeq lists its product as uncharacterized. The transcript is spliced from 2 exons. Bases 215 to 754 code for a protein of 179 amino acids. Lineage: Eukaryota; Viridiplantae; Streptophyta; Magnoliopsida; Malvales; Malvaceae. The record is from RefSeq and is a predicted model, not a curated record.